AGACCGGACGGGCGAAGGGAAGAGCGAGCAAAGGUAUAGAUAUUAUCGAGCGCGGCUGGGUGAGCGCCAUCGAUUUUUCCCGGGACGACGGAGCCGGCAUGGAACCCAACAGUCCCCGUAAGAUCCAAUUUACGGUCCCGUUGCUGGAGCCUCAUCUCGACCCGGAGGCAGCAGAGCAGAUCCGAAGGCGUCGUCCGACUCCUGCCACGUUGGUCUUGAGCAGCGACCAAUCGUCACCUGAAAUCGAUGAAGACCGGAUCCCCAACCCACUUCUGAAGCCAGGAUUGUCAAUGUCCCCAAGGCAGAGGAAGAAGGUCUCUCGCACUACUCCAACCAUGAAAGAGCUCCAGCUGAUGGUCGAACACCAUCUUUGCAAGCAGCAGAGAGAUGAAGAGGAAGAAGACAGUGCUGAGGUACAAGAGUCACACAGUCCAAGCUGCUGCCCUCAUGCCAACAUAGAACCGGCCCACAGUCCCGAAAGCUGCCCUUUGGCUCAAGCCCACGCCCAGCCGGAGUCCCAGGAAAAACCACACUCUGGUCUCGAAGAACAGGGAAAAGUCACAGAAGCUUGCGGUGUAGGGAACUCUGACAAAACGAGGUCUUACUUGUGCCCAGAAAACCAAGGGAUUCAUAUAUCACUGGAGAACUCCAUGGAGAAGGACAGGCUGCCCAAGGAGUAAGUGAUUCUCUGCUGGAGGCAUAGAGUUAUAGCUGGACACAGGGCUCAUGCAUACCUGAGGAAUAUCACACAGCUCUUCCUUCCUUCCUGCCUGCCUGCCUGCCUUCAUUCCUUCUUUCCUUCCUUCCUUCCUUCCUUCCUUCCUUCCUUCCUAUGAUUGUUUUUUUUAAAGAUUUCAAUAACUAGGUCAUAUAUUUGUAACGGUCCCGUCUUUAUUAUUUUUUUAAAUGGGGAAAAAAAACACUCUUUCCACUGUUUUGGGUUUUGUGGCCAGACAGUAGUAGGGAUUUGGCCUAGAAGCACUAGGCAGAUUUUGAUGAGAGAUCUCUGCAUUUGGCCCUGAGUGGCGGCCUAGAUUUCCCAAGCAACAGAUGUGAGGCUGAUAUAGGCCUUCAGGCAAUUCUCUACCUGGUUGGAUUAUGAUCUCUAUCGCUCUGAGCCACACCAGAUGGAGGUAAUGAGAUAGGUAAUCUAGCAUAUGUGAAGGCAGACAAGAUGGGAAGGUGGUCUUAAGCCUAGAGCUGGACUACUGUAGACUCCAAGGGUGAGGCCCUGACUUAAUUUCCUGCUGUGCAUUCCCCUGCCUCCGGCCCACUCUGUGUAUGUGUGAAAAAAAAAGAACCAGGAAUUCUACCUCCUGAUGGGCCUCUCUUUGUGUUGUUCCGUAGACAAUCAUUAGAAGUUUCUCCUUGCCGACGUGAUAUAGUACGGCUCAAAUGCCAAUUCAUCUUUUUUUCUCUUUUGCUGUUGAAUAGAACUAGGAGGAUUUUCUUACUCCUUUGGCCAGUUUUUCUGUCCAAAGCUAUCACCCUCCAAAGUUGCUUGAGAUUUCAUCUCCACAGGUUUGCCGUCUGUGUGGCUAAAAAUCUGGUCCGAGGAAGGUUUCUCUAGGCCUUGUUUUCUACACUGUAUAUUUUGAUAGCUGUCUUAUUGUUUUUCUGAACCUUGUAUUGCUUUCUGCUUUAGCAUAGCUUUUACGUAUGCUGGAGCCUCUAACGGCUCCCUCCGAGCAUGCAUCGCAAGGCAGCAAGAAUGCGUACAGCAGGUUUAGGGUGAUACACAAGAUGGACUGCAUGCUGGUGUGCACUGGGCCGGGGUGCAACUGGGCUUCACACCACAAAAGCAACACUUUUCAUCUAGUUGGGUGAAGAGACAAUGUGAUUCUUGUCAUGGCACUGUGCCUCACCUCAGAGCCUCCUCUGGCCACUCCAAUAGCUGGAAGAAGAGUCCAGAAGCUUCUGCAUGUAUGUCUCAUGUGGGCAGAAUGCACUUGUGACUCCUGGAACUGUUAGCAAAGCGAUGGGAAGCAAAGGAUUUGGAGAUGGGACAUGUUGCUUCGGGAUGCAUGGUGUAAAUUUUCAUCGAAAAGAGCCAAGCCCACCUUGGAAGCUCUGCACAGCCCCAGUAUACUCACAGGUGGGCCACACAGUUACCAACCUGGACCUGAAUAAGAGAAUUUUAUCUUCUGGUGUUGUGGGGCAGGGCCCCUUUAGCUGUCUUCAAACCCAUCUCUUGGUUCCAGUUCUAUUUCUGCUGAAUCCUGCCUCAUUAGGUAAGGAAAACUGGGCAGCUCUGGUCCUUUCUGACACCUCUUAAUUCCCCUUCUAGUGGAGAUACACCAACAGUACCAUCCAGCAGUGCCUUCCGAGAACAAACCAGCAUUUCUGCUGUCACACCUACAGGCCUCUGAUGCACAUAUGUGCAAAACCUCCAAGAGUUGCCAUGCAAGUAUUACAAGAUCAUGAGUACUGGGAU
Molecule: messenger RNA, 2434 nt
Organism: Notechis scutatus (mainland tiger snake)
Lineage: Eukaryota; Metazoa; Chordata; Lepidosauria; Squamata; Elapidae
Gene: PPP1R1A
Product: protein phosphatase 1 regulatory inhibitor subunit 1A
Biological process (GO): intracellular signal transduction
Cellular component (GO): cytoplasm
Molecular function (GO): protein phosphatase inhibitor activity
Source: RefSeq, a predicted model, not a curated record